GCUCGCUGGGUGAUCGGGGCUGGUCCCUUGUCCUCUCUGGACCUCGAUUGAUUUGUUUGUCCAGUUGGCAAAAGAGUGGCAAGCUUCGGGGGUGGGGCACCGAACGGGUUGGAAUCCAGGCCCUGGCGAGUGCUCCCUGUAGGCGUGUAGGCAAGUCACUUCUGCCGUAGACCUCUUAAAUGACAGCUUAUGUGGAUGGUCUAUACAGAAAAGGCAGCCUGGCGUUUUAGAGUUUGCCUGGAGGCUGGAGUCCUGGGUUCAGAUCCUGCCUCUAGGACUUAUUAACUACCUGUGUGACCCUGGGCGAGUCACUCCACUGUUUGGUGCCUCAGUUUACCCAUCUGUAAAAUAAAGGGGAUGGACAUUUACAUAGCGCCUUAAAGGUGGCAAAAUACUUCAUGAAUUUUCACCCAUUUGAUCAGCUCAGACCACUCUAGCAGGUCUCUCACACAGCUAAAAGAUGUCACGAACCAACCCCGUGGUGAGCUCUCUGGGGGCAGAUGCUAAGGUGGAGGGUGAUUUGGAUUUCGGCCCAAGAGGAACCAAAGUGACCCUGGGGAUCAAGGCCAAGGCCAGGUCUUUGAAGAAAGACACAGCUGGGAUGCACCAGCCUCCGAAAGGCCUGAGGAGCAAAGUGCCCUCCGUCCCUUGGCGGCGGGCACCAGGUAAAGGGCAUCAGCCUCCGGAUCAGCUCUCGUACACUUGGAACCGUGGGGGCCGCUUAAGAGAAUUGCGCAACAGAUGUCUGGCCAGAAAGUUCUUCUUCUUGUGGGCGCAGCAGACCUUCGGAAGAGUCCUUCCCUCGAGAGCCAGGCACCACUAUGAGACGAGGCUCCUGCAGAAAACCUUCGAGGACUGGAGAGAAGAGUGGUGGGUCGUCCGGCGAGAGUGGAAGCUCAGGGUCCGAGCAGACUGCCACUACAGAUAUUCCUUGUACAACCUAAUGUUCCAAGCCUGGCAGACCUAUGUUCGUCAGCGACGAGACAAGAAGAGGAAAUACCGCAGAGCAGAGUAUCACGCGGCCAAGCAGAAGCUGUGGCCAGUCUGGAAACACUGGCUCAUCUAUGUCGACGUUCGUCGGACCAAACGUGAGAUGCGCACCUUGGCGCAGGAAUUCAGGCAGCAGAGUAUUCUCCGAGUGCCUUGGAGAGUGUGGAGGCGGCAGGUGCAGAAGAGCCACAUGGGCCGCGUGAUGGACACUGUGGCGCUGCAGCACUGGGGUGUCAGCCUGCAAUUCUGGGCAUGGUCUCGGUGGCAGGAGCAGUUUCUUCAUGUCCAGAUCAUUAGGAAGAAGGAAACCGAGGCAGCAGGGCAUUACGUGCACCAAGAACGACGGAGGGCCCUGACGGCGUGGAGGGGCUACCUGCAGGGCCGCAGAGAGAAGCGACGCCAGGCACAGUUGGCUGGAGAAUUCCACUGUGCCAUCAUGGCCCGGACCAGCUUCUCGGUCUGGCGGGUGGCCUGGGAGCAGAGGAAGCUCCUUCGUGCGCACCAGGCGCGGAUCAAGGCACUGGCGGCCCGGAUCACCCUGCGGCAGGCCUUCGAGCGCUGGAAACGCUACGUGCUGAUUUCUGUGGAGGACGCUGCCUUCCAGGACGUGGCAGAGAAGCACCAUCGGCAGCGGCUGGUGUUCAGCUGUUUCAGGGCCCUGAAGGACAACGUGAAGAAUUCCCGUCUCCACCGCUUAAGGAAGAAUCUGGCUCAUGGGCAGUAUCAAGCCGUGCUCGUGCAGAGGUUCUGGCGCCGCUGGUGUGCUCGAGCAGAACAGAGAGAGGAUGAGAGGCAGCUGCCCCAGCUGCUCCGUGCUCAUGGCCACUGCAGGGAAGCCCUAUUACAUAAGUGCCUCCAGCUGUGGUCACAGAACGCCCAGGAGAGCAGACGCAAACAGAUGCAGUCCGCCAAAGCUAAUCACCACUAUCGGAGCAGAAACCUGUCCAUCGUCUUUGAGGCCUGGAAAAGCUUCAGCCGCCAGCAGCGGGAGCAGAGGGCGAGGCGGGCGGAGGCUUCCAGCUUUCACAGGGAGUUGGUGACGAGAUGGGCAUUUGAUACAUGGUGGCAGAAGAUGUGUCUUCAGCGAGAAACCCGAUUGUCUGAGAGAACAGCCAUCCUCCACGCUGAGCGGCAGGUGCUUCGGCAGUACUGGUCCACAUGGCGCUGGCGGGCAGCCGAGGUUUCCAUGGAAAGAGGGGGCCAGGCCACGGCAUGUGCCCAUCACCGCCAUAGACAGCUGCGGAAGACUUUCUGGAUCUGGAAGGAAAACCUUCGGGCCCUCCAAGCCCAGCAGGCCGGGGAGAUGAGGGCUGCAGUGUUCAAUUCGGAUCUGCUCCUACGCUUGACCUGGAGCAAGUGGCGAGAGUACAUGGCCCUGCAGAACGUGAAGUGGCAGAAGGUGGCUCGUGCCGAUCGUCAUUACCGUCAGGUGCUGCUGCGCAGGGCCUUGGCCGCAUGGAUGACUUAUCAGGGCAGGGUCAAAGCCAUCCUGCGCCAGGUGGCAGAGAGAGAAGAUCAGCAUCACCGGGAGCUCUUGUGGUGGGUGUUUCAUCUCUGGAGAGAAAACGCCGUGGCCCAGAUGGAGGAGGCCAGGAAGACGUUCCAGGCUGAGGAGCACUACAGAAGAGCCAUCCUUUGGAAGGUGACCAUCCAUUGGAGGGACACAGCAUCGCUGAGGAUAUACUCCCGGCAGCAGGACGAUGUGGCCAUCACGGAGGCCAGGAAGCGGUGGGAGCGAGGUCGUCUCCGAGCCUCGUUUCAGCGCUGGCGGGAACAUGGCCAGAGGGCUUCCCUGCACAGAGCCCAGCUGCAGCGGGCUGCUCAGCACCAUGGGAGGAGGCUGCUGCAGACCUGCUUGGCCCGCUGGAAGAAGUACCACUUGGCGUGUAUCCGGAAGAUGCUCCUGCAGAGGCAGGGUGUCCAGCUGAUGGCUCAGAGACUCAGCCGCUCCUCCUUCUCCAUGUGGAAGUGCCAGCUUGGGGAGAAGCAGCGGGAGCAGCAAGCCACCGUUCGGGCUCUCUGGCUUUGGUCUUUCACGCUGCAGGGAAAGGUUUGGGACGCGUGGCUGGGAUUUGUGCUGGAGCAGAGGAGGAAGAAAGCCCGGCUGGAGCGGGCCGCGCUGGCCUACCACGGCAGCCUGGUUCACGAGGGCGUUACCCGCCUCCUGAGGUUCGUGGCUGGCAUGAAGAGCUUCCGUGGGCAUUUCCACGCCCAGCACCAGGCCCAGGUGGCCCGCAAUCUGCACCAGGUUGUACAUCGGUGUGCUACACUCUGGAAGCACAAGGCCUUGGCCAAGGACAGAUCCUGCUCCCCAGCAGCUGCAUCCCAGAAGAGAGUGACAUUUGAGGUCCCCGUUACUGAUGCCCCCCCUACUGCCACCGGGGAAGCUGCUGUGGACGCAGAACAGUCAAGAGCACCUCAGAGACCCAGCGGGCAUUGGGGCUGGCCACUUCAGCUGGCUUCUGGAGACCCCUACCUCCUUGACCUGAACGUCGUCCGGCCUGUAAGGAAGCAGCCUCGUUGUCCCGACUUCCUCCUGGACUCUUUGGAGAGGGACAGCGCCGCUGGGCGCCUACGUCCUGGGCUUUUGGCAGAAACAGCUGUGCCCCUCUUCCCUGCCCAGCCUAGCCCCUCUGCCACUCUGGUGGCACCAGGACCCAGCAUCAGGACCUGCACAGAACCCAGGGGCCUCCCAAAGCCUCCUGGCCACAGGCCCCUCCACGCCGAGGCUACGCUGCCUCCCCCCUCCUCCACAGCAGGUGACCGAGACCUGAUAAAAAGUCCUGCCGUUGGGCUAGCUCCCUCUGAGCCGGGCCCCCGAGAGCCUGCGGCUAUUGCUGAGACAGGGCGUCCCCAGCCUGGUGGCCACCUGCUUCUUCCCGAGGACUUCCUAGGGAACAGUGGGAGGCCCAGUCUGGGCCUGGAAGCUUCAGGGGGCUCGCAGGCCGACACAGGCAGAAGGGGGCUGGGCACCCUGGGAGACGGCAGUGAGCUGGAGGCCGAGCUCGAAGAGAUCCAGGAGAAAUUGUUCAGUUACCAGGCCAACAAGGAAAGCCUCAGGUCCUGGCAGAGGCAGGCGAGCAGCCUCAGGAAGUGGUUAGCACUGAGCACGGAGGACCCCAGACCAGAGGAGGAGGAAGCAGGACGGCAGGUUCGGCAGGAACUUCACCAGGCGGAGACGCAGAUUGCCCAUCUGAUGGAGGAGCUGCGAGCCGAGCGGCAGCGGGUGCAGCGGUACAUGGCCCGCAUCCAGGUCCUGAGGGCCGCCUUCUCCUAGCUCCAGGUGCUCCUGGGAGCUCCUGCCACAGCACGCACCUCUCCCUUUCCCCUCCUCCCUCCCCUCUCUGGCAGGGGCCGAGGGGAAACACCCAUUUAUUGCGGUGGCUUGAUUUGGGGAGAACAUGUAAGAUACUAGGCACGCAAUAAGCAGUUGCAAUGUAUUUUUUUAUUUGAAAAUGUUUGCAAUUAAAUGAAUUACUGUUCCCGAA
Molecule: messenger RNA, 4478 nt
Organism: Vombatus ursinus (common wombat)
Lineage: Eukaryota; Metazoa; Chordata; Mammalia; Diprotodontia; Vombatidae
Gene: SFI1
Product: SFI1 centrin binding protein
Exons: 33
Coding region: 461-4267 (1268 amino acids)
Molecular function (GO): phosphatase binding
Source: RefSeq, a predicted model, not a curated record